AUGUCAGAAGAUAACAGUCAAUCAAUAGAAUCACAAGAUUUCAAUAGAAUAGAUCCAUCCAAAUUUUUAAGUAAUAUAAUUGGCUCAUCAGUUAUUGUAAAAUUACAUAAUGGUAUUGAAUAUAAAGGUGAUUUACAAACAAUUGAUGGUUAUAUGAAUGUUGUUUUAGAAAAUGGUAAAGAAAUUAUAAAUGGUAAUGUAACAAAAGAUUAUGGUGAUAUAUUUUUGAGAGGUAAUAAUGGAGGUGGAUCAGCAGCUAAAAGAAUGGCAGAAGUAGUUAAAUUUUAUAAAAAAUUACCACAAGGUCCAGCAUCAACAACAGUUGAAAAAUCAACUAAUCCUUUAGUAAGAUAUAGACAAAAAUAUUUUGAUGGUGAUAAUGCAAGUGGUAAACCUUUAAUUCAUUUAGCUAUUAUUGUUAUUAUUUUUGGUUAUACUUUAGAAUAUGAACAUUUAAAACAUGCUGGUGAACAUUAA
Molecule: messenger RNA, 477 nt
Organism: Lodderomyces jiufengensis
Lineage: Eukaryota; Fungi; Ascomycota; Pichiomycetes; Serinales; Debaryomycetaceae
Product: LSM6
Exons: 2
Coding region: 1-477 (158 amino acids)
Biological process (GO): proton motive force-driven ATP synthesis
Molecular function (GO): RNA binding
Source: RefSeq, a predicted model, not a curated record